AUGGCCUCACAAUCCGCCGACCCGCAAACCAACGGCGUCCCCUCGGGCGCCUCAGCCUCCCAGACCGCACCAAACACCCAAGCAACGGCAGCGACAUCAACAGCAGGCUCCCAGCCCCCCUCCCAAACCCAACCAACACAGUCCUCAUCCACCCAACAACAACCCUCACUGUCAUCACAACAGAAUGCGCAGCAGCAGCAGCAGCAGCAGGGCAACGCGGCGCAACAACAACAACAAUCAACGCCCCUAGCACCCAACGCCUCGGCCCCGCGGCCCCGCGACUCCCGCAUGAUAGAGCUCCUCCUCACAUCGCAAGGCGUAACCUCGUACGAGUCCCGUGUGCCCCUCCUCCUCCUCGACUUCGCCUACCGCCACACCUCCAGCAUCCUCUCCGACGCAAUCUACCUCUCAGCGGACCCCUACACCUCGCAAGCUGGCAGCAAGGCAUCGGCCUCGGGCGGCGCGGGAGCGGGCUCGAUCCCCGGCGCGGCGGGCGACGCUGCCGUCUCAGCCAACGCCGUAAAGCUCGCCAUCGCCGCGCGGCUGGGAUACCAGUUCCGUGGGGGCGGCGGCGCGGGCGGCGUCAGCAAAGAUUGGCUGCAGGAGCUGGCGCGCGAGCGCAACAAGACGGCGCUACCCAAGGUUGCGCAGAACGAAUGGGGUCUCAGGUUGCCUAGCGAGCGCUUCGUUCUCAGCGGCGUUAGCUGGGGUUUGAAGGACGUAUGGGAGGAAGCUGGCAUCGACGAAGAUGAAGGUGAGGAUGACGAGGACGAUGCGCCCGGCGGCGGCGACGGGGCAAUGGAGGGCGUGGAGGCGACGAAUGCGACGGCGGAUGAAGAUAUUGGGGGUGAUGGCGUCGAAGGUGGUACGAUGGAGGAUGUGUUUGGGAAGGACGUAGAUGAGGACGCAGAGAUGGAGGGCACGUCUUAG
Colletotrichum orchidophilum is the source of this 930-nucleotide messenger RNA. Its product is annotated as transcription initiation factor TFIID subunit 9. Lineage: Eukaryota; Fungi; Ascomycota; Sordariomycetes; Glomerellales; Glomerellaceae. The transcript has a single exon. Gene Ontology annotation, molecular function: protein heterodimerization activity; RNA polymerase II general transcription initiation factor activity; transcription coactivator activity. The coding region runs from base 1 to 930 and encodes 309 amino acids. Gene Ontology annotation, biological process: DNA-templated transcription initiation; RNA polymerase II preinitiation complex assembly. Gene Ontology annotation, cellular component: transcription factor TFIID complex; SAGA complex. The record is from RefSeq and is a predicted model, not a curated record.